AAAACCCAGCAGUGCCCGCCGCAUCUCCUCGGUUCUCCCCCUAGUUGCACCAAGCAACGAAUCAGCGCCGAGGAAUGUCAAGGACUCUGCCCGCCUUGGUUUGGUCGUCUGCCCUGCCCGUUUCACCCCUCUGCCCUGCGAAGCGAAACCCUCGUCCCAUCGCCAUCGCUGGCAAGCCAACCAACCGACUGCCUGCUCCAGUUUGCUGCUGCUCCCCGCCUUCCGCCUCCCUGCAGCCCGCUGCACCGCGUCACUGCUUCCACUGCUUCCUCCAGCCCUGCCUGCCCUCGCCUCACCUCACCCCUCUCACAGUCACGAGGGUUUGGAUGGUGGUCUGUACGACCCACACUUAGUUAUUGCUUUCGCGAUCUGUCUGCUGACGUGUAGCACCUAGUAACCUCGACGUACGGACUUCUCACGUCUGGCUCUAGUUUGUUGUUGGUGGUAACGAUUUAUCGCACGAGGCGCGUGUUAAGAGAAUUCUGAAAGCAUUUCACUGGAUUCAAAUUAGUCACAGCAAUUAUAGUGGAAUAUGACAUCCCGGGAUGGUGGUGGUGACAUAAUGGCGUCAGCGAUAGAUGAUUAUCCAUCGCUGAAGGCCAAGUGGGUAGUUAUGCAGCAUGCAGGAAAGAAACCCGGCUCCAUGUUCGAUGACCUCGCCUUUGUACCGGACCACGACCUGCUUGACACGGUAUGGCUCGACAACCCCCAACAAGAAUCCACUGGGAAGAAGGGAGAGAAGCCGUGGCAGGUUGACCCCAAGACUGCAUCGUAUCCGUCCGAGGAGCUUCCAUCCACGGCUGCUGUUCGCGAUGCUGAGCUGGACGCCGUCGUGAACAACCAGGUCGCGGUGCAGGAUCCGCCUGCCGCUCCCCCGCCGGCGGCGUUCCGCGACGACAUGGUGUCGUGGCUGCUGGACGAGGCCAUCGACGGCACCUUCACGGCGGACGCGUGGCACGACUUCGCCGCCGCCGCUCUCGGCGAGGCGGGCAAGGAGAUCCACAAGGACGCCGCCGGGGCUCAACCCAGUCAGACAGAUCCUUCCGCAAGGCCCACCGCCGGUCACGCACCUGCGCCCAUGAUCGCGGACGCGGACGUUGCUCACAAGUCCCCCGCGUGCGGCAGUGCGAAGCCGGGCUUCAAGAGCUCGAGGCCCGAGCAAGCGAUGGUGUCGCAGAAGCCGUUCGGGGUGGUGUCGUCGGCGGGCGGCGACGGGGUGGCGAAGAAGGCGGCGCUAAGCAACAUGGGCGUCGCCGCGCUCCUCGCGCAGAAACGAGCCAUCAGCCUCAAGCCGGCCGCCGUGUUUCCCGGCGGCUUGGCGGACGCGCGGAUGAAUAGCUCUGGGGCGGAGAAGGGCGCGAGUAUGAUGGAGAAAGGCGCGAGCAUCAUGGAGAUGUUCAGCCAGCAGUCGCAGCAGCUGCAGCAGGCGCAGGAGCUGCAGCACGAGCAGCUGGAGCUGCAGCAGCACGAGGAGGAGCUGGCCGCGCAGCAGCUCUUCUUCAUGGAGCAGCAGAAGCUCAGACAGCAGCAACUCAAACUGCGACACGUGCUCCAGAUGCAGCAGCAACAGCAACAACAGCACCAGCACCAGCACCAGCAGCAACAGCAACAGCAGCAGCAGCAGCAACAGCUGCAGGAGCAGGAGCAGCAGCAGCAGCAGCAGCAACGGAAGGCUUUGCUGCAGCAGCAGUGCCAGCUAGUGAAGUUAGAGGCGAAGCAGUCGUCGAUGCGAUUCCCCGACGCCAAUCCCCAAGGGAACCUCCCCCUGUCCGCCCCUCCCCGCGCCACGCCUCUCAACUUUUCGCACUUCUCGCUGCCCGCCGCUCUCUACGGCCGCUCCAACUCUAAGUCCCUCACCGCCGCCGCACCGUCCGCAGCCGCGCCGCCGCCCAGCUCUCAGGGAACCUUUCGCCCGCCGUCCAGGACGUUGGCGCCGCCCUCGAAGCCCGCCACCGCGCCAUCGGCCCCUGCGCUUGCGCGCGCAGGCGAUUCUUCAGCGUCCCCCUCGUCAGCCACCGCGCAGCAACUCGCGCAACUCGCGGCUACCGGCAGCCCCUCGGGCGCGGCUGCUAGCCAGUCGGGUGCUCCCGCAGGCCCCUCCUCGCGCGCGCUGUCGCGGUCUCCGCCUGCCGCUGGCGGGUCCACCUCCGCCGCCCACUCUGCUGCGGCAGGCGCGCUGUCCGCCGCUGCGGCGAAGCCGCUGCCGUACGCGCCCAUCGCGAAGCAGCAGCAGCACAAGGGCGCGGCGGGGCAGCUGCCCGGGGAGGGCACGCGCGGCGAGGCGUCGGCGGACGCGUGGCACGCAUCGACGGUGACAAGCAACGUGGACUCCCCCGCCGCGUGGGGCAAGCACGAGCGCGACGGCACGGGCAGCUGCGCCGUGGGGGGGGACGACGACGACACGAUGGGCGCGCGCGGGGAGCGGAUGGCGCGAAAAAACACGUGCGGAACGAAGGACUCGCACACUCAUCCAGGGUCGGGCGGAGGCGGCGGCAGCUGGGGGAAGCGGUCGCGCGAGGAGAGCGAGAACAUGGCGUUCGACGAGGCGGACGCGGCGGAGGAGUCCGCGGACACGCGCAAGACGAACACGACGGCCAAGCGCAUGGCCGUAUCGGGCAACGAGAGCAGCGCCGCGAAGCGCGCGCGCGCCGCUGAAGUGCACAACAUGUCGGAGAGGAGGCGGCGCGAUCGCAUCAACGAGAGGAUGAAGACGCUGCAGGAGCUGAUUCCCAACUCCAACAAGACGGACAAGGCGUCCAUGUUGGACGAGGCCAUCGAGUACCUCAAGAUGCUGCAGCUGCAGCUACAGGUCAUGUCGAUGCGCACUGGCAUCAGCAUCCCCGCUGGUCUCACCGCCGCGGGCGCGGCGCUGCCGUCGCUGGGCGCCGCCAACAUGGCCGCGGCCGCGGCGCACAUGGGAUCGGCGCCGCUGCCAGGCGCGCUGGGCAUGGGGCUCUCAGGCAUGGGCGCAGGGCUGGGCGGGGGACUGGGGGGGAUCAACGCGGGCAUGGGCAUGGGGAUGGGCAUGGGCAUGGGGCUUGGCAUGGGCGGACUGGGAGGGAUUGGGGGGUUGGGCAUGGGCGGCAUGGGCAUGGGCGGCCUCGGGCUGUCGGAGCUUGCGGGGCUGCCAGCUCAGCAGCGGCUCAUGAUGGAGAUGGCGUGUGCUGACCUGGCGCCGAAUACAGGCGGGCAGGGCCGACUUAAUGACAUGUCAUCAGUCGCGGCUGCAAUGGCUGCUGCCACGUCAUCCCAGUCGCUCUCCCAAUCCGCGCGGCACUCUCAGCUGCUGUCACAGCUGCAGGCGGCUCAGGCAGCAGUGGUGGCAGCAGAGGGGGGUGCGAGUGGAGGGGGGGGUGCAGGGCGGGAGGGGGGAGCAGGGAGGGCAGCAUCGGCUUCCGCAUCGGCAUCAGCGUCAACGUCAGCGGCCAUGGCAGCCGCUGCAGCGAUGCUGGAGGGACACCGGCAAAUGGGAUCCACUGUUGACCCCAUGGAUGCUUACUUGGCGCGGCACCAGCAGCAACAGCACCAGCAGCAACAACAGCAGCAACAGCAACAACAGCAACAGCAGCAGCAGCAGCAGCAACAACAGCAACAACGCCAGGCGUUCAAUCUCGACAUGUACCAGGCAUUCCUGCAGCAGCAGCAGCGGUAGUAGGGGCAAGCACGUGCGCCUUCAGUUUCUUGGCAUUGUUGCCUGCCUGCUGAGGAAGCUGUUGGGAGUGGCGCCAGUGAGGUCGCGAGCCAGUAGCAGUGGCAGCAGCAUGAGGUGGUCAAGUUUGGUGAGGCAUAUGCUGCUCUGCCCAUCUCACGUGUAUGUUUUCAGCUCAGUCCCGCUGACAGGCCAUUGAUCAACCGUGACAAUGGUGUUAUUGUUUACUGCAUCGCCAUGGCCGUUCGGUUGGAAUGGCCAAGGCUUGGCAAUUCUUGAAGCAUGGCUGUUGAAAGUAGCCGCCAUGCAACAUCUGACAUGCCAAUAAGGGCUUGCUUGUACCGUAAUCCCCCGUAUAUAACACCCGCCGAAAUAGUCACUCCGCGGGUGGUUUAUGCGGGGGAGAGCUUAUGAUAGGGUGAAUUUAGGAGAGCACCCGCUUUUCGGGGGCUGCAUUUUACAUAACACCCUCCUCGUUUUAUGCAGCAAAGAACAG
This is a messenger RNA of Closterium sp. NIES-67, 4145 nucleotides long. Lineage: Eukaryota; Viridiplantae; Streptophyta; Zygnematophyceae; Desmidiales; Closteriaceae. The record is from the annotation of a GenBank genome assembly.